AUGGCAACAGAGGAGGAGGAAGUCGAGCAACGUACUUACGAGGAAGUAGCAAACACCGAUGAAAAUACGAGCAGUGUUUGGGAAAAUAAAGAAAAUAUUACUUUAAUAUGGUUCGACACAAACAUUCAGAUUGAUUCACCGGAUAUUCAACUAACUAAGCGUAAGUUGAAAGAAAUCAAUAAUGAUACUUUAGUAUUUACCGAUAUAAAUCUUUGUAUACAACGUAUUGAAUCAAUCAAAUCCAAGAAAAUCUUUCUCGUUGUAUCUGGCAUGAGUGCCGAUACGUUGUUGUCCAAAGUGCACAAUCUCUGUCAAAUUGAUAGCGUCUUUAUAUUCUGUAUGAAGAAAUCAAAAUAUGAUCGAGAGUUGAUAGAAGAUGGAAACUAUUCGAAAAUUGUUGACAUUUUUGUUGAACAGAGCAGUUUGAUAAGAAGUAUUCAAAAGAAUGUUGAAUUAGCCGAGAAACAAAUGGAUAUUUUACGAUUCUAUGAGCAAAAUCAAAAACCAACUAGAAAUUUAACCAAAGAAUCAGCUUCAUUCAUAUGGCAUCAACUACUCAAAGAAGUCUUACAAAAAAUGCCGAGUGGAGACGAAAACGCUAAAGAAGAAAUGCUUAAAAAGUGUCGUUUGUAUUAUCGUGAUAACAAGAAAGUAUUGAAAGAUAUUGACGAAUUUGCUCGCAAAUAUUCCAAACAUGACGCAGUGAAAUGGUACACAAAAAACCGUUUUAUAUUCAAAUUAAUCAAUGAAGCUUUACGAACAGAAGACGUCGAAGUGUUAUACACAUUUCGUUUUUAUCUUAUUGAUCUGUGCUCAGAAUUAAGCAAAAAUCAUCAACGGAUAUUGGAAUAUCAACAACCCUUAUCGCUCUAUCGUGGCACAACCUGUACAAAAGAUUAUAUUCAAUUUUUAAAAGAUAGUGUUGAUCAUUUGAUAUCAACAAAUGGAUUCUUCUCAACAAGUAAACAGAUCGAAGUUGCUGAAAUGUACGCUGAUGUGGGUAAAAAUCUUACCGAGAAAAAUGAUUGUGAAUCAAUUAUAUAUAAGAUUAAUUAUGAUCCGAAUGCACAUCCGAAAACGAUAGUUGCUGAUGUUUCAGGUGAAAGUCAAUUUCCCGAGGAGAAAGAAUUUCUAUUCGAUCUUGGAACUGUUUUUCAAAUCACAGAGUUCUACUAUAAUGAAGAGAAAAAGUACUGGAUUUGUGAAAUGGUACCAUCUAAUAAAGGUUUGGAAAUAGCCAAAGAAUAUCUUGCAUUUCAAAGAGAUGAAAUAAACCAUGAAGAAAGCGACAUUUCUAUUGUAUUCGGCAAUUUACUUUUCAAAAUGGGAGAACAUAUUAAAUGCCGAAACUAUUUUCAAAAUUUAUUAUCAAACCAAGUUGACACAAAUGUACUUAAUCGUAUUGAGAUUAAUCAAGGACUAGGAAGAGCAUUAACUGGACUACGUGAAUUUGAUUUGUCAAGAAACUACUUUCAAGAUGCUUAUGCUUUAUGCACUGGUAAUAAUUCAUCACUUGGCAAACGUGCUAAACUUUUAGGUCACAUCGGUUUCACGUAUGAUCGUCAAGGAAAUUUUAAUACUGCUUUAGAUUACUAUUUUAAAGCAUUGAAACUGGUCAAUAAUGAUGCACAAUGUACUAAUCAGAUUGCUUAUCUAUUAACCAAAAUUGGUCAAACAUAUUACAGUCUAGGACAAGAUGAUUUGUCUUUGAAACAUUUUGAAAAAUCAUACAUAUAUCUUCAAAAAUCAGUACCUGAAGAUCAUCCUGAUAUGAUUGAAUAUUAUAAUAAUAUGUGCAUUGCUUACUAUCAUAGAGGAUUAUAUCAUGCAGCUUUGUAUUAUCAAUGGAAAUCUUAUGAAAUUAGUGAAAAGCUCUUUCCUGCUAAUAAUCAUUUCUUCCUUAGUUUUAACUUAAACAAUAUUGGUAAAUGUUUAUAUAAGCAACAUGAAUAUAAACAAGCGAUGGAAUAUUUUCAACGAAGUUUAAAUAUAGCAAGAAAAAUUUUCAAACAAGAUGAUAAUUACAUCGAUAUGGGAAUAAAGAUCAGUAACAUAGGUAAAGUAUUUUAUCGAGAAAAAAAGUAUGCGGAUGCCUUGAAACAGUACGAUAUUGUCUUAAAAUUAUUAGAAAAGGCUCGGCUAACUGAACAUAUUGAUUUAGCAUAUACAUUGAAGAACAUUGGCGAGGUUUAUUUAGCUUUGCUUAAUUUUCAUCUAGCUUUAACUCAUUUUAAUCAAGCACUUGCUAUGUACAAGAAAAUAUUUGGCGAAAAGAAACAGCGGGACAUAGCAAAGUGCUUAAAUCUUAUUGGACAAGUUUAUUACUAUCAAAAUGCUGAUCAGUAUAAUGAUGAAACAUGUUUCGAGUAUUUUAACCAAGCACUAGAUAUAUGGAGUGAUGUUUUACCACACAACCAUCCGGAUUUAGCAUUAUGUUACAAAAAUAUAACACUUUUUUAUCUAAACAGAAAACACGACUCAAUACAAGCAAGAAAGUAUUUUACAAUUUCAUAUCGUAUCUACAAAUCAAUAUUAAGUGAUGAUCACUGUGACUUAAUUGAAAUGCGUAACAUCCAACAGAUGAUACUCAAAAGUGAACAACAAACAAAAUUAAUGAUGAUAAUUGAUACUAUUCGUUUAAUAUUAUUUUUUAUUGGUUUCUCUAUUGGACUUCUAUUUUCUGCGAUGUUGACAUGA
This is a messenger RNA of Adineta ricciae, 2697 nucleotides long. NCBI's taxonomy places the organism in Eukaryota, Metazoa, Rotifera, Eurotatoria, Adinetida, Adinetidae. The record is from the annotation of a GenBank genome assembly.